AUGCUCCGAGGGGAUUACCAGGGACAGACUGCGAGUGCAAGUAGCAAAUUCCGUGAGCUUCUUAUAAAUAGACAAGGAACCGAAGCCGUGAAAAAGACUGUGAAGGAAAUGCCAUCGUACAUCUACGCGAGCAGCUUCAAACUCUCCUUAGACGAUCUACAGACGUGCAACGCGGUGGAACUUGAUGAGAUUGCGUUUGUCACCUUUCCCUUCGUAGCUGCUGCUGCACUUUCGCCUCCGCCUCUCGCAGCUGGAUCAUUAUUGGGAUAUUGGCUCUGUCUUCGACUUAUCGCUGAUUCACGUCAUCUAAGCACGACCAACAUUAGAAUUGCACAGAAAAUAGCAAGCAUGACAAAACACAUAUGGGCAUUUAAGGCUGCAGAGAUUUUCACCAUGAAAUGCCAUAAUGGAUUGGCGUCGCGCAUACAGUAUUUUCGCAACGAUGGAAUGUUUAAUCUCUCGGAUACAACCCUAGAAAUGCGUCUAGUAGGAAUAAGCAGCUUCAUGAUGGGUGAGAUACAAUGCGCGAUACUGGAUCGCUAUAUGCGUUUGGUGGAAGUUUCGGAAAGAAAAGAUGAUUCUCCAAGCAAGCCACUAAUGUCCGUCGAAAAUUUCACUAGACAGUGGAGCAUGGAUGGGCCCGAACCUUUCGUGAAGGUAAAUAAUGCCCAAGAUUUUGCCCAUUUUAACCUCGUAUGA
This is a messenger RNA of Cylicostephanus goldi, 699 nucleotides long. Lineage: Eukaryota; Metazoa; Nematoda; Chromadorea; Rhabditida; Strongylidae. The record is from the annotation of a GenBank genome assembly.